UCCAAGCUGAUCGCUCUGAUCACCGCAUGUGCCUCUUCUGAGCCACACUAAGACGCUCGCAGCGACCAUAGCAAUUACUCGCCCUUCACCGUCGGAGAAAAGGCGUCCUGAAGAGAGAGCGGGAGGAAACUACAACUCCCGGCAUGCAUGGGAACGUAAGCGUGUAGAGGGGGACUUUCUCUUUUCUGGCUUUCCCCCCACGUGGAUUCAACAUGGCCGGGUUUGUGGAUCUGAACAUCCCCCAUUUGCCGGAGAAGGAGUCUUUGCAAAAGUUGGUGGCGUCUGCAGCGCAUCUUGGCUAUUCCACUGUGGCAAUUAAUUAUGUCAUUGACUAUGAAGAAAAGAAAAAGGAAGUUGUGAAACCUAUAUCACCUUCAGAACUGUUUACAUCCUUGCCUAUGGUGCAGGGGAAAUCCAAGCCAAUUAAGAUUUUGUCGCGGCUAACGCUUGUAGUUUCUGAUCCAUCUCACUGCAAUAUCCUAAGGGCGAGAUCUACAAACAUAAAAUUUUAUGACAUCUUUGCUGUAUUUCCUAAGAAUGGGAAGCUCUUCCAUGUGGCGUGCACAACCUUAGAUGUCGACCUCGUGUGCAUCAACGUAACAGAAAAGCUGCCCUUCUACAUCAAGAGGCCCUCUGUUAAUGUGGCAAUGGAUCGAGGCAUAUACUUUGAACUUGUUUAUGUGCCUGCCAUCAAAGACUCCACGAUGAGAAGAUACACGAUUUCCAACGCGCUCAGCCUGAUGCAGAUCUGCCGAGGAAAGAAUAUCGUGCUGUCCAGUGCAGCAGAAAAGCCUUUACAGCUACGAGGUCCUUAUGAUGUGGCUAACCUAGGAUGGCUCUUCGGCCUGUCGGAAAGCAACGCCAAGGCCGCCGUUUCUACCAAUGGCAGAGCGGUCCUGCUUCAUGGAGAAGCCAGAAAGACUGCCUUUGGAGUAGUAUAUACAAUGAAGAAACCUCGAACCCCAGAUGAAGACGACUCCACUCCAGCUACCAAAAAAGUCAAGAUGGCAUUGUGAUGAGCAGGGUCUUCUCUGUGGCUUCCAUGCACCCUCCCCCCCAAGCUCCAGGCUCUUGGAUGGCCAGAUGCAGGGAGCGUUUGUUCUGUUGAUGCAAUUAAAUACAUUGGGCUUUGGCAUCGAUGAGACUGUGGAGUGUCCGACUGUGGACAUUGGAAGCUGCAGAUACUGUUGUGACUUUGGGGACGGGGGGGGGUGUCAGCCGCCUAGUGGAGAGUGGCAAUGUCGCAGACUUCAAAGCGGAUGGAAGACCAUUUGUAUAGCUCCGUUCCAUUUAGGAGAAAGACCUUUUACCAAGGAAUUCUGCCACACUCCCUUUUGCCAUCUGUCUUGCAGUAGUUCCAGGAAUGGAGUCUCUCUAGAGAUAGUUGUAACUCUCAGAGCGCUUUAGCGCCCCAGUGGCUUUUAAUCCCUUCAUGAACGCACAGUCAAGCAAUUAAAUAAAUUCCUGGAAGCGUUAAUGAUAGCAUUACGGCAGUGACUGGAAGUGUACAGAUGGGGGCCCCAGCAGUUCAUGCAUCACGAGGCCUGUGCCUGUGGGCUCUGUAAGGGGGGCAAUUCCAGGUUGGGAGUCACUAGCAACUCCUUACUUGUGGGUGUGGUAUGGGGGAGCCAGUCGUCACAGGCCGUCAUUGGCCUUUUUUGUCUGAUCCUGCAAUUAGCAAAUCACCCCAUUUGCAUUCAGCAGCAUUGGGUAGAAAAAUGAAAUUCUGGAUUUCAGAUGUUGCAGGGUCCCCCCCCC
Molecule: messenger RNA, 1758 nt
Organism: Gekko japonicus
Lineage: Eukaryota; Metazoa; Chordata; Lepidosauria; Squamata; Gekkonidae
Gene: RPP30
Product: ribonuclease P/MRP 30kDa subunit
Exons: 11
Coding region: 213-1016 (267 amino acids)
Biological process (GO): tRNA processing; translation
Cellular component (GO): ribosome; nucleolar ribonuclease P complex
Molecular function (GO): structural constituent of ribosome; RNA binding
Source: RefSeq, a predicted model, not a curated record